Plasmodium cynomolgi strain B is the source of this 633-nucleotide messenger RNA. RefSeq lists its product as hypothetical. Lineage: Eukaryota; Apicomplexa; Aconoidasida; Haemosporida; Plasmodiidae. The annotation marks the transcript as partial. The record is from RefSeq and is a predicted model, not a curated record. The transcript has a single exon.
AUGAACGAAUGGGUGUUGAAAAAAUGCUCUACUUCAAAUUUGAGUCAGUCUAUAUCGAUCCAAUUCUACCAAAGGAUAUUGAAGUGUGCAAUUUUUAGGAAUAAAUUAAAUUUAAUUUGUUCGUAUAGUGAACUCCUGAAAUUUCUGAUGCAAAAUGGGAGGAGUAAAGAGUUGGUAGAUUUCAAGGUUUACAUUCACUCGAUUAUCCAGGAUGGCUAUACUUGUGCUUACUACAAAGACCACGGAGCCAUAAAUAUCCUUUUACAGAUAGUGCACUCUUGGAAGGAAUUAUUCGUCACUAAUUUUAAUGAGACGAAGAUGCUACUAAGUGUGUUUCAUAAUGAAAGUGCCAAUGGUAAUAAUGGCUCUGCUUGGGGAGACGGAGGAAGGCACAUCGAUUCGUAUCACCAGGGAAUACCAGAUCUGUCAACCUUCAGCCCAAAGGGGGGAAUGGGAGGUGGCCCCCAUAGUGAGCAGGGCUAUAUGGAUAGUCACCCCCAAAGAUAUGCCACAGAUUUUGAGAGAGGGAAAUAUGGAGAUAUAGGCUAUUUCAACGGAAGGAAUAUUCCACCGCCCCCUACCAACGUUCUUCUUCCUCCCCCCCUCCCCCUCCUCCACCUCUUUUCCCAUCUA